This is a messenger RNA of Kwoniella botswanensis, 747 nucleotides long. RefSeq lists its product as uncharacterized. The record is from RefSeq and is a predicted model, not a curated record. NCBI's taxonomy places the organism in Eukaryota, Fungi, Basidiomycota, Tremellomycetes, Tremellales, Cryptococcaceae. The coding region runs from base 1 to 747 and encodes 248 amino acids. The transcript has a single exon.
AUGGUAUCGACUAAAAACCCAAAUCGACUUCCAAUUCAUAAUCCUAGAAAAACGCAUUAUCAAUGUACAUAUACGAAACCAACGCAUACCCAAACACACAUACAAAGAACAACAAGUUUCGAUCCGUCAACUUUGGAUCAACUCGUUUUCAAAACUAGCCAAUUUCAAUCUUCACUUUCUACUCUACCAGUAGGAAGUGGACCUUUCAUUCAUCCGUCUAGACAAGUCAAUCUCAGCAGUCCCAAUCCUACUUGUACAGGUAACAGUACCACUCAAACGAAUCUUGGGGAGACCAAUAAUAGUCAACAAACUUUACCGCUUGGCGAAAAUGAUACGAAUAGAUUAGGUGUACUGGGCUAUGAUCCUUUACAACCUUAUUUCGUCAACUGUCAAUCUCAAAAUCAUCAUUCAGCUCAACAUCAACUACCGUGUAACUAUAUAUCGUCCAAUCAUGCAUCAUCCGUAAGUCAAAUGACCGGAUCUCUUUCCGAUACCAGCUCCAGUAAGAAGAAGAAAGUGCCAAUUGCACCGGCCAGUGCAGGGCUUGGGCUAACGAAAAACCAGAAGAAAAAGAAAUCAAGAGGAGACAAAGGAUUAAUAGUCCAAGUCAAGUUAUCCCAAAAGUUGGAAAAGAAGAAGCACGAACUGAAGAAAAAAAGUAAUAAUCCAACUCCGGCUUCCGUUCUGGGAAGCAUGGAUACCAACGUGGAGGAACAUCCUUGGAUGAAGAUCCAGGUCAACAAUUAA